AUGACUUCCAACGCAUACCUACCAAGUGUCCCGAAAUUCCUGCUUCCCUCUUUCCUCACGGAUGCCCCUGUUUUGGCAGACGUCACGUUGACGGAUCUUGAAGACUUGAAGGACUUGAUGAACGUGAACAUUGAAAGCAACAAGGAUCUAAUCACCGGUAGCUGCCGAGCGAAGGUACUAAAAUGGGGUGAGGAUGUCACAGAGUUCCUGCCUUCACCUAACUACAUUUUGAUGGCGGACUGCAUAUACUAUGAAGAGUCCUUGUGUCUGCUGCUGAAGACCCUUAAAGAUCUCUGUAGCCUGGAGACUUGUAUCCUGUGCUGUUACGAACAAAGAACCACUGGGAAAAACCCUGAAAUUGAAAGAAGAUUUUUUGAGGUGAGAUCAUAGAGCCCCCCUUGAUAGGUUUAAAUAUUUCUGCU
Messenger RNA from Spea bombifrons (plains spadefoot toad), 422 nucleotides. RefSeq names its product protein N-lysine methyltransferase METTL21D-like. Gene Ontology annotation, cellular component: cytosol; cytoplasm. The transcript has 4 exons. Gene Ontology annotation, biological process: peptidyl-lysine methylation. Bases 1 to 390 code for a protein of 129 amino acids. Lineage: Eukaryota; Metazoa; Chordata; Amphibia; Anura; Pelobatidae. Gene Ontology annotation, molecular function: protein-lysine N-methyltransferase activity. The record is from RefSeq and is a predicted model, not a curated record.